AUGUCGCCCGCGACGAGCGCCAACGGCGCAGAUCAAAUGGCCUCGCUCGUAGCGCAGAUGGAGGCAGACCGCAACCUCCUCGCUCAGCGCAUCCUUGGCAAGUUUUCAUCUUCCUCCAUCGGAUCAGGCAACACAAGCGACGAGAAAAAUGCUGGAGGCCAUACCGCUCCUCAAAAGCGAGAUCAGCCGAAGCAACGCAAGCUGAGGCCUGCGAAUCUCGGGGUCGGCGCACAGAUUCCUGCCUCCGAUUCAGGCGUGGGGACAUCAUCCGCAGGUUCGCUGCUCCAAGAUGUACGACUCAAAGGUCGACUCACUUCCAAGCGCAAGCGAAGCGGUGAUGAGCUCUUAGCUGCCGAUGGCCGUCGAAAAUUCGACCCUCUCGAUGGAAAAGGAGGCACCAGGACCGAAGUCGAAGAAGACGAUGAUGAUGAUGACGUAUCCCGAAGCAAAGCUGCUGAUGCGAAUGAGGCAGCUUCCAAAAGGCUUAAACUCAAAAGCAAGGAUGUUUUUGCCACCGCUGCCGCUAAGGCUUCAAAGCAGUCAGACCCCGCGUCUGCUGCCAAGAAGCCCUGCUUAAACGGCACGACCGCGGAAGCAGACAGCACAGAAAAAAACAACGGGGCGUCACCCUUGUUUGAUGGUCCUGACCUGAGUGCAUUUAGUAAAAGCCAGCGCAAGAAGCUUCGGAGAAAGAUGCAAGCCAAACAAGCAGCUGAAGUGGCGCAGAGUAAUGAACACGAUACAGAUUUGUCAGAUCGACAAAGCCUAGGGACAGCGGCAACAACCCCACACUACCAGGCCCAUCUCGGUAUGCCUGAAGACAUUGCAACUUCGUCUCUAACACCGUUGCAAACAAGCAUGUCUGCCUCUCUCUCCGGGGCGCGCUUCCGUUCGAUCAAUGAAAAGCUUUACACAUCCGAUUCACGAGCAGCAUUACAGAUGAUGCUCAAAAACCCAGAGAUGAUGCGCGAAUAUCACGACGGUUUCGCAAGCCAGACUCACAAGUGGCCCGUCAAUCCUGUGGUGCAAAUUGCGGGUCGGCUGCGUGCGAUCACACACGGGCAACCAGGGGCGAAGGACAAAAGGUCGGCAGGGGGAAAGCUCUAUGAGCAGGCGCGUACCAGCAGCAGUGUAGCAGCGCCGAUACUCGUGGUGGACCUCGGAGCUGGUACGGCGCCACUGGCAAAAGCAAUGCAGGAGACGCCUCAGGUUACAGUGCUAAGCUACGACCUGCUUGACAGCCCCGAUGGUUGGGUCACAGGCUGCGACAUCGGCACCCGCGUGCCGCUUCCUGGAAGGCCGGGGGUCUUGUUGGCCCGAGUCGAGAGAAUCCUCGCUGAUGCACAAAGUGGAUGGAAGGGAGACAAAAAUGCGCAUGCAAAGUUGCUGGCGCAAGAAAUGCACAGGGGACCCGAAGUAGCGGAUGUCGCAGUGUUCAGUUUGAGCUUGAUGGGCACCAAUUGGGUGGAUAUGAUCAUUGAAGCAAGACGGAUAUUAAAAACCAACGCACGUCUGAUUAUCGCAGAGGUCACUAGCCGUAUUACGGACCGUGACGCAUUUGUCGCUAUCAUCGAAGCGCUAGGUUUCAAAUGCGAUACACACGACACCAGAUCUUCCUAUUUUUGGCUGUUCGAAUUCUGCAAAGCGGAAACCGUCCCAGAAGAGUAUAGUAACCUCAGCAAAAGCGAGCGCAACGAGCGUAUAAAGAAGCAGAUGGAAGAGGAGAAGCAGCUAGUAACUGAAGGUGCCUCCGUAUUGAAGGCUUGCUUGUACAAAAAGCGGUAA
Molecule: messenger RNA, 1785 nt
Organism: Tilletiaria anomala UBC 951
Lineage: Eukaryota; Fungi; Basidiomycota; Exobasidiomycetes; Georgefischeriales; Tilletiariaceae
Exons: 2
Coding region: 1-1785 (594 amino acids)
Biological process (GO): rRNA methylation; ribosomal large subunit biogenesis
Cellular component (GO): nucleolus
Molecular function (GO): rRNA (adenine) methyltransferase activity
Source: RefSeq, a predicted model, not a curated record